Molecule: messenger RNA, 1984 nt
Organism: Marchantia polymorpha subsp. ruderalis
Lineage: Eukaryota; Viridiplantae; Streptophyta; Marchantiopsida; Marchantiales; Marchantiaceae
Source: the annotation of a GenBank genome assembly
AACCGGUGCGGACUCCGGAGAGUCCGAGGACGACUGGGGACCGUAGGACAAAGAGCCUGAGCUCCCACCCGUACGAUAGGCCAGAACGCAAGCCCUGCCCUCGCCGCGUCCAUCCGUCCGUCCGUCGUUCCGCGCCUCCGUCCGCUCCGCCGGAACAGACGGGCGUAAGCGAGAAGCGGAGGUCUGGCAGAGAGCACGAAGGAAGGAAGGGAUGCCCCGAGGCGAUUACUUGGCGCUGUCUCGAUACGGCUCAAGAAAUGGGUGCAAGCGGUCCGUCGAUUUCGGGCACUUUUCGGCGGAUCUUUUAGCUCUCGGUGUUGGUGGACUUGAGUGUGCACUAUGCCGGGGAUGGACGAGCCAGAGCUCCGAGGAAAUAUGCGAAUUUGAGCGCGGGGGGUUCCGGGCGCUGAGGUGACGGGGAGAGCGAGCUUGUGGAGCUUCUAUGUCGUUCGAGGACGAGCGAGGCACGACGAGGAGUCGAUGUCCAGUAGGGUUAGGGUUUGGGACAGGGCAGGAGAGGUGAUGGUCGAUGGACUAGCGAGCUGGAAUAUUGGCAUGGGAUGUGAUGGCCUUGAGGAUCGGACAAAAUAGGACGAUCAAGUGAAUGUACGAAAUUAUCAGUUUCUUGCUCUCGAAUUUGUCGACUACUCUGGUGGUCUGAUGUAUUGCGCCGGUGAACGAACUGUCCUCGCAUGAUGACUACAACUACCGAGGAUUCAAAGCAAGGGGUUUUAACACAGUCCCAACCCGCCCCAGCUUCGCCAUCUCAGCAAACGCGUACCACUACUUCACCUGGAGCUAAUCCUACUCCUGCAGCUAACAAUGAAGGGAGGAAAAUAUCCUGCGAGGAUAUUCAACUGGUGCAAAAUCUCAUCGAACGAUGUCUCCAGCUUUACAUGAACCAAACCGAAGUGAUCACUACGCUGAAAUAUCAAGCUAAAAUUGAACCAGGUUUCACAAGCCUCGUGUGGCAAAAGCUAGAGGAACAGAAUCCUGACUUCUUUAAGGCUUACUACACUCGACUGAAGGUUAAAAAACAGAUCGUACUUUUCAAUCACUUGUUGGAACAACAAGUCCAACUCCAGCAGAAGAUGCGCAGUUUCCCUACCGCCAACCUCGUGCAACCAAUGCAGAAUGUGCACCACAUGCCAAUGGGUUACACCAUGCCACCGGGACCACCAAAUGCUGCUAUGCCACACAUGGGUGUAAUGCUUAUGCCUGUUCCUGGCUCUAAUAUGAUGAACGGAGCUGCCAGUCCCAUGCAGGAAAGCUACCCCUCCCAUGAGAGUCCUGGCAGGUGGGUGAUUGAAGAGAAGAGUACUCCAAUGUUUCCCUUCAGCAACAUGGGGAACCCCACUGACAUCACAGGAAUGGGGAUGGGACUUACUACAACGAUGGGGCUUGAAACGCCGUUUGUUUCCAAUGAUCCUGUCCCUAAUGGCAUUGGACCUUUGUCCACCACUGAAGCUGAUUCGUCCAGUACUAGAGAAUCUUUGGAAUCUCUGGGUCAGCUUCCACGAAAUUUCAGCUUAUCAGAUUUGACAGCAGAACUUACCAACAGCGCAGAUUUGGGAGCUCUUGGAAGUUAUACGGGUUCACCAUUUCUUACUCCUGACACAGAAGUUUUUCUUCAAUCGCCCGAUAAGGAUUUCUCCGGUUGGGGCGAAGACGAUAAGAUGUUAGACUCUAUGGGUGAGACUCUAAACAUGGAUUUUGGUGAUUUGAAUGUGUAGGUUUGGGCGAUGACGAUAAGAUGUUAGAUUCUAUGGGUGAGACUCUGAGCAUGGAUUUUGGUGAUCUGAAAUGACCUCAGAAAGUGAGGAAGUUAUAGCUUUUCAAUGUCGAAAUCGUCAUUGAAGUAUUAGGUCACUUCUGGAGUCUGGAGUCCCCCGCCUUUCCCUGUACAUAAUCUGGGGAAUGUACACAGAUGGAUGUAUUUUAUACAAUAUUUGUUGAUACGAAUAAAGAAAAGUGGAAUUAUAAU